Molecule: messenger RNA, 1359 nt
Organism: Cyprinus carpio (common carp)
Lineage: Eukaryota; Metazoa; Chordata; Actinopteri; Cypriniformes; Cyprinidae
Exons: 2
Coding region: 436-1227 (263 amino acids)
Source: RefSeq, a predicted model, not a curated record
UUCUAGGGCAUAAUUGUAUUUAUUUGCUUCAUAUUAUUAAAUUGAUAUUUGUAGUGUGAUUAUUAUACAUUUUAAAAGUCAUUUAAAUUAAUUGGUUGGGUAAAAGUACUUACCGUAGGAAAAUUUUGUCUCAUCCACUUCAAUUGUACUGUCUAAGUGGAGUCUGGCUAUGCAUGUGCUCAGAUCACGGACACUGCUUUAAGCCUCUGUUAUACUUUCCUCGUCCGUGAGUCCGCUAUCCGCUCAGCUGACGAGUUCCACACAUGCGCAGUAGAUCGGCUUGAACAGACUAAACAUGGCGAUGUCUAUGCAGGAGGAAGAGCUUCUUUGUCUGCUGUACUUGGCUAAUUCGCAGAAAAAAAUAAAAGACGUAGAGCAAGAAAGUGAUAUGUGCGGCCACUGAAUGGGACCAGGACCAAAGACGGGGAGUUUAGUAUGUUGGUGCAGGAGAUGCAUGCAAUGGACGAGGAGAAGUACCAUCAGAACUUUCGAAUGUCUGCCGCCAAAUUUAACUUCCUGGCCCGCAGAAUCGGUGAACGCAUCCAGCACAAAAGAACACACAUUGCUCUGAUCAGUGUGGCGGAAAGGUUAGCGAUGGUUUUAUGCUAUUUAUCAUCUGGAUGUUCUCAGGUCGGUGUGGCUGCAAGUUACAGACUGGCCAGCUGCACUAUAUUGAAGAUUAUUCCAGAGGUGUGCACGGCCAUUUGGGACACUCUGCAGCUGGAAUUCGUCCCCUUCCCAUCCCAGACACAGUGGAUGGACAUAGCACAUGAUUUUUGUAGAGACUGGAACUUCCCAAUGUGUCUUGGUGCCAUCAACAGGAAGCAUGUCACCAUCAAAGCCCCCCAGAAUGCUGGAAAUGACUAUUUUAAUUUCAAGGGGAGUCACUCAGAUGUUCUGAUGGCUGCUUGUGAUGCCCAUUACCGGUUCACAAUGGUGGACGUGAACACAAUGGAGGCGUCUUCAAGAAAAGUAUAUAUACGGGUCCAAGCUAAUCAAUGGCACUCUGGAGCUGCCACGACCAGCCACCCUGCCAGGCACGGAUGUCACCAACCCGCAUGUUUUUGUUGCAGAUGCAGCUUUCCCACUGCUCCCAAAUCUCAUGCGCCCAUUCCCAGGCUCCAACCUCACGACAGCACAGCAAGUAUACAACUACUGACAUUCCCGGGCCCAAAGGAUCAUAGAAAACACAUUCGUCAUUAUGGCAUCCCGAUGGAGGAUUUUUGAACCCGACCAAUUGACUGCAGCCCAGACAGUGUUUCAAGAUUCAAGAUUUUUAUUUGUCACAUACACAAUUAUAUAGAGCAUAUAUAACCAGCAGUGAAAUGUGAGUCAGGUCCGCUCCAUGGACAGUGCAAU